This is a messenger RNA of Eriocheir sinensis (Chinese mitten crab), 708 nucleotides long. Its product is annotated as fat-like cadherin-related tumor suppressor homolog. The transcript is spliced from 4 exons. Bases 49 to 708 code for a protein of 219 amino acids. Gene Ontology annotation, molecular function: calcium ion binding. The record is from RefSeq and is a predicted model, not a curated record. Gene Ontology annotation, biological process: homophilic cell-cell adhesion. Lineage: Eukaryota; Metazoa; Arthropoda; Malacostraca; Decapoda; Varunidae. Gene Ontology annotation, cellular component: plasma membrane.
AAUGUGUCUUUCUCGCGGGCAGAGGGUGACGAGAGCGGCCGGUUCAGCAUGGGCGUGGACUCUGGCCUGGUGAGCCUGGCCCGCCGCCUGGACCACGAGGAGCAGCACCACUACGCCCUCACCGUCACGGCCACAGACGGCGUCCACACCGCCGCCACCAAGCUCGUGGUGGAGGUGAUGGACGCCAAUGAUCACCGCCCGGUGUUCAGCGCCAGGACCUACGAGGGUGCCGUGAGCGAGGACGUGGCGCCGGGGUCCACCGUGGUCACCCUGCAGUGCCGAGACAGGGACCAGUCACCCACGGCGUCCUCCGCGGUGUACUUCACGCUGCACCACGCCCAGGCCUUGGCGUCCCAGGGCCUCUUCACCGUGGACUCGUUCACUGGUGACCUCAUCGUGGCCGAGGAGGUGUCCAGCGUCCACGAGCUGACCGUGAGCUGCAGGGACCGCGGCCGACAGGAGAACGCAGACUUUGCCCGCGUGUCCGUGACGGUGGAGGACGCCAACGACCACGAGCCCGUCUUCCUGGAGCCCAUGAUCAUCGCCAAGGUGAGCGUGGGGGCCGCGGCGGGCACGGCGGUGGUGCGGGUGAUGGCGCUGGACCACGACAAGGGCGACAACGGCAGGAUAUCCUACUCCAUCUUCGAGGGUGUGUGUGGGCGGGUGAGAGUGAGGCGGCCAUCAAGACUCCUCUCCUCCCAGACUUGA